CUAUUUAUGUAUAAACCAAAACUGAUUUCAGGUGUCGAGGCUUGUGGAAUCGUGACAGCUGUGGGACCAGGUCUAACCGGCAGGCAAGUUGGAGAUCUUGUAGCCUAUGCUGGUCAGCAAAUGGGCUCAUAUGCAGAAGAGCAGAUCCUUCCUGCAAACAGAGCUGUGCCUGUUCCUCCUUCCAUUGAUCCUAAAGUUGCAGCCUCCCUCAUGCUUAAGGGUACAACAGCUCAGUUUCUACUACGCCGCUGUUUCAAGGUCGAACCUGGACACACAGUCCUUGUUCAUGCAGCAGUUGGUGGAGUUGGAUCCCUUUUAUGCCAGUGGGCUAAUGCCCUUGGUGCGACUGUCAUUGGGACUGUAUCAACUAAAGAAAAGGCAGCUCAGGCCAAGGAGGAUGGAUGCCACCACGUCAUAAUAUAUAAGGAAGAGGACUUUGUCACUCGUGUGAAAGAAAUAACAUCCAACAAUGGGGUUGAAGUUGUCUACGAUUCUGUAGGGAAGGAUACGUUUGAGGGAUCACUGGAAGUCUUAAAACUUCGGGGAUACAUGGUGAGUUUUGGGCAGUCAUCAGGUGCGCCUGAUCCAGUUCCGUUAUCAGCUAUUGCAGCGAAAUCACUUUUCUUGACUCGGCCUAGCCUCUUUGAUAGGAGCAUAUUCAUUCAGGGGAAUCUUCCUGUUGAGAAGUGGGUAGAGACGACCUCGUGGUUUUUGGGCAAGGAGUCUGCGGCCUGGUGGGAGCAGGAAUCUCGUCGUUUGACUACAGCGGAAAAGACUGAUUGGGAUGUUUUCCAAGAAUUGUUCAGGAGAAGGUUUGUGCCUCUUGAGUAUAUUGAUCGAAAGAAGCAGGAAUUUACUGAGUUGAGACAGAGGAAGUUGACAGCGAAUGAGUACUAUCGGAACUCCAACAUGCGGUUCUCAGUGGUUCCAGGGAGGACAAAUUCAGCAGGGGGAGAUCGCUUCGAGUAG
Messenger RNA from Pyrus x bretschneideri (Chinese white pear), 969 nucleotides. Its product is annotated as 2-haloacrylate reductase-like. Gene Ontology annotation, cellular component: cytosol; cytoplasm. Bases 7 to 969 code for a protein of 320 amino acids. The transcript is spliced from 5 exons. Gene Ontology annotation, molecular function: quinone reductase (NADPH) activity. The record is from RefSeq and is a predicted model, not a curated record. Lineage: Eukaryota; Viridiplantae; Streptophyta; Magnoliopsida; Rosales; Rosaceae. Gene Ontology annotation, biological process: cellular response to oxidative stress.